UCUUAUUCAUCAAGUUCUUAUUUAUCAGUCUCUAAAAUCACUGAAAAAGGGUUUAUUGUAUUUUACAUUAGGUUCGUCGUCACCCCAAGUAAAUAAACAUUGCCUUCCACGAACACAGCUUUCCAAGCCCUCAGUGCUGACAGAACGACAACCAAAAACAACACCGGAUAGCGACUACUACUGACGGGGCUCUAAAGGCUGUGGUCCCAUAGCCUAACUAGCCCCAUAAAAAACCCAAGAAGAAGAAGAAGCCCUCAAGUGCACGCAAACCUUCCUGCAGAAGUCGGGGCAACUCGACAGGAUCUAACUCCCACCCUGUAACAGAACGGCCAACACAAAAGACAACACCUGAUACCAACUACCACAGACGGGGCUCUAGAGGCUGUGACCCCACAGCCUAACUAGCCCCAUAAAACACCCAAGAAGAAGAAAAAGUGUACGCAGAUUUUCCUGCAGAAGUCGAAGCAACUCGACAGGAUCCAAUCCCUACCCUGAUGACAUCGACAGACUAACACCAUCUGCUAGUAUUUAUCAUUGACGAGGCUCUUGAGGCCGUGUUCCCACAGCAUAACUAGCCCUCUAAAACACUCCAGAAGAAGAAAAGAAGAGGUUGGACGGCAACUCCCUCAGCCCCCUAAACUUCUGAAGAAACACAAUCAGAUUCAUCAUUUUUUGUAGCUUGGCUCACAAAAUGUUGUUAGCAUCACUUAACUAAUUGAGGUGGCAUAGGAGGAAACAAAAGCCAGAUAGGGGGUAUGCAUGAGUAGCGAUGCCGCCUUCAGCCAAGAAAUAUGAACUGCAAGACAAUUGUCAGGCUGGAUCCCAAGGACCUUCCAAACUAGAGGUUCAGAGUGUAUGCUCACUUUGGAAGUCUGGUCCUACCAUGCUUGGAAUACUGCAGCCAACUCUGGUCUCCUCAAAAAGUGUCAGAAAUACCUGAAAUUGAGCUCCCCCAGAUUACUUUUAACAGCAAAAUUAAGUUCAACAGGAUUCAGCACAUGAACCACUGAGAGAGGCUUAAGGAACUGCAGCUGUAUUUUCUUCAAGGACUGCAGGGAAUACUACAUCUUAAGAUAAAUCCUGACAAGAUGGUUCUCUAUGAAGAUGAUACUUAUGCUAUUUUACCGUCUCACAUCAGGCCACGCAAAAUCCAGCCUGGGAAACGAACCAUUUUGGUAACAGUUUUAUUAUCUAUUAUGCUGUUGAUGUCACAGCUUUUCCGAGCUCUUCAGCUAAAUCAUCCACCACAACUUAUAACUACUCAUAUAAUGGAGUCGCUGACAAGUUUAAACGAAGAGGCUGAGGUGCAACCAUGCAUCAAGACACAUCUUGGCGUCUCCAGUCACCAUACAGACUCUCAUCGUUCAUGCCAUCACUUACAACCACCACAGGGGCUGUGCUCUCUCAUACAGACCUUGUUCUUCAGCAACAAGCCCCACACCUGCGAUCACCAAAGAAGAGUAACUUUUUGUGUAACUGUAUCUGGAAGCAUCUCAUGUGAACCACCAGUCCAGUGUGCUUCAUUAAACUUCUAUGUUGGUGUUUUUGAUGAUACAGAAGCUAAAACAGUUUGGAAGCAAAUUAAUCCUAACCAUCUGAAGAAAAUUGUCGACAAAGAAGUUACCAAAGAUUUUUAUUUUGGUUUUCUUUUUCUAAAAUGUACAAAUGCAUCCGAGGACAGCUUUGAAGAGCCUGCUUAUUCAGAAGAUUAUGCAAUAGAAAAUUCUCAGUCGUACACUCAGCUUUUCCUAUAUCCAAGGAAAUACAUGAAAAGAAAAACUGAUCCAGAAUUGGGUAGGUUUCCUAAUAUAAAUUUAGUAAUGCUUGACUCGCUCUCUCGACCUCAUUUUUACAGAUCACUUCCAAAGACCAUCAAUUUUUUGGAGGAUUUAUAUAGUGAAACUCAUCGUAAAGUUUUUGACUUCCACUAUUUCCAGGCAGUGAAACAAAGAACCUAUGAAAAUCUUGAAGCACUUUUUUCUGGUUAUGUCAAUACAUCAGAGAUUCCAUUUGGAACCUAUGAUAUUCCAAGGAGACCACUUCCUGUAUCUCAUCUUUUGAAGCACUACAAGGAAAAAGGCUACAGAACACUUUGGCUAGAGGAUCUGUGUUGGAAUUGGGAAUGGGGAUUAGUUAAAGAUUUAAGAGUCAUAAAUAAUUCUGACAGUUACCCCUCAUGGAAAACAUUUAAGAAAGCAUUUAAGAAUGCAAACAUUGAUUCCAUUGAUGUUACCUUGGCAAGUUGUGACAUACUUGAAGCAAAUGGAAAAAAAGACCCAUUUCACAAUUUACCUGCUGUGUGCUUUAAUGGGAGGUAUCAUCAUGAAUAUUUGCUGGAAUACCUGAAGUUGUACCAAGAGGAUGCACAGAAAAUAAAUCAGCCAUUAUUUACAUACACAGUUACUGAUGUUGCACAUGAUGAAACAGGAUUACGAGUCCAAACUUUAGAUGAUUCACUUGCCAAAUACUUGAGGUUUACCACAGAGUUGAAAAGUACAAUUACCAUUCUUUUUUCUGAUCAUGGCAGCACCUAUGGUAAAUUCAUUCAGGAAAGUCCAGAAGCACAUGUUGAAACUUUUAAUCCAUUCUUGUUCCUAAUAAUUCCAAAAAAUGUUCAAAAUACUUUAGGUGUUUCUCAGAUAAAGAAACUGAAAAACAAUGAGAAAAACUUAGUCAGCUUGAUUGAUGUACACAACAUGCUACUUCAGCUGAUUGGAAAGGAAAGCAGAAUUCAAGAUGCAGACUUUACUGAAAAAUACACCAUCCCAGGAGGCCUUUUAAGUAGUAUUUCUACACAGAGAACUUGCUGGGAUAUUCCUCUUCUUCAGCCAAACAUCUGUAUAUGUAAAGACUUUGAAACACCAGUACAACCAAAUGAAUUUCACAUGGCACUUGCAGAUUUUGGUAUAGGUGUUUUAAAUAAUAUGAUCUUGCAGCAGCAUAAAAAAGAUGGAGGUUUUGGGUUUGGUAACUGCAGACCCUUAAAGGCCUAUGAGAUACGAAAGGUACUUGAAGUGCGAUUUUCUGUAUACCUCAUUAGAUAUAAGAUUGAUGUCAUUGUAUAUGGGUUUGAAGAAAGGAAUACUGAAGAAAAGGAAAUCUUCUUUCUCACAGUAGAGUCUAAUACCAACAAAAAUGCCUUACGUCUUGUAUCUUAUGAGCGUAUGAGCCUAUAUGGGAUCUACUCAAGUUGUAGGGAUCCACAUGUUGAAUUAAAAUUGUGUGUAUGUAACACUAAGAUUCAAAAGAAAAGUGGAUUAGUUAAUUAUGUGAUAUUUGGUAGUUUCAUUGAAAAGUUUUUCUUAAGAAAUGAAAAGAGUUAUUCUCCUACUGUAAGCGAUUUGCUCUCUCAGCCAGUGUUUGGCAAAAAGCCCAAAAUAGAUUUUUCUUACCCAAAUGACAAUCCUUGUCUUUUCACAUUUAUUUACAGUUAUAAAUCAGGGAUAGUUCUGUAUGUUGCUAAUUUUUGUACAAUAAAUUAUAAACUAGAACUCAUCAUAGAAGCAGAAAAUCUUAACUUAUCUGAGACAAAAAAUCCUUGCUACACACUGCAGCCUUCUGAUAUUACAAUGAUGGUUGCUGCAACUGUGGCUAAUCCUAAGACAACUUGGCACUGGAGUCAUAAAGUCAGAAUGCAAGGUGUUUCUUAUUAGAAUACAGUAAAGUCUCACACUUGGUGUGGUCAGAUUUGGCGAAUUCACAUUUGGUGAGAUAAAUCAAUCGCUACCCUAAUUCUCAUUUGGCAACCAUAUUCUCCCAUUUGGGGAUUAUCCCCCCCCCCUCCCCAAGCAAACAUUAAAUUGUGUUUAGCAACCUUAGUCUUGCAGUUGAUAAUUGUUUCCCCCUAGGAUAUGUAUGCUUGCUAACUGUCAAUGCUGUAUUGCUUUACCAAGAGAUUAUCAGUGUUAAGGGGGGCGACUAAGGGGGGUCCUCCUGCUCAUAUGGUACGUCCAAUAGCUUUGAAAUCUUAGUAUAUUAUUUGUUUCUGUAAAUAUAUGACAUUCUGUGAAUUUCAUGAAAUUUGGGUGAAGUACAGGGGAGACUCAAAUAGAGUGUAAUUUUUUUUUUUUUUUUUUUUUUUGUUGUUGUUGUUGUUUCACAGACUUUAUUUUUCAGUUAAUCACUGUGAAAAAAAAAAACAUAGGAACUUUGUUUACAUAUCUACAUUUUUUAUUUAUAAAACUGUGAUAUGUUGUUUUGUCUUCAAACAAAAAAAAAAAUCAGUUUUUUUCACUUACAAUUUUCUCUACUCUGUGUCCCGUUUUCUUUUUACAUUUUUGAAAUUUCAUAAAUACAAAAAAUUGCCCUUUAGUUGUAGUUUUAGUUGGUACCAAACAAAAGUCGGACAGACUUUUACCUGAUUUUGUGAAAUUUUUUGGUGUAAAAAACUACUUUCCGAGAUAUUGGCUCCUAAAGAUAUUUUUCCAUUUUAUCCAUGUCUUGCCAUUUGUAUUUAUCUGAUUGGCAUAAAAUUUUCACAUAUAACUGUGUAUACCUUGUUGACUUGCUGGAGAAUGCUAUGGUAUCUGGUCCCCCUUUAUAAAAAAGUAUUACUCACUCGCGGGUGAGGGUGUCAGAAGGCACCACCUUCCUCAUUGUUGAAGAGGUUACGGUCAAGGCAUUCCUGCACGACCGUACUGGGCACUUCUGUCUCGCGAUGAGUGUCUGUAGCUGGGAAAGUGACACGGUGAUGAAAGUUUUGCUUGUAUCAGGAGGAGGAGGGUUCAACUGAACACCUCUGUGCAGAAUUUGUUGUUGGAGCUGCAGUGAUGUUUCAUGUGGCAAUGAUUCUGCAGCUGGUGGUGAUGUAGGUGGUGGUGGAAUAGGUGGUGAUGAAGCAGGUGGUGGUGGAGAAGGGCGUGAUGAGGUACUCGGUGUAGGGAGUGGCGAAUCAGCUGGUGGUGGAGCAGGUGGUGGUGGUGAUGAGCAGUGGGUGAGUGUUUCAGGAUCACGACUCGCUUCACAAGCUCCAAAACUGCUCCCUUCCUGGUCUUGGCCACUCCAUCUUGUUCAAUAAGCCUUCUUCAUGUUGAUGGCUCUCUUACUACUCAACUUGCGUUUGUACGUCAUUUCUAAAGACCUUUAUUUGGCUGGAGUACAAACGAACAGGUUGCAUGCCCUUCCCCGUUGUUGUCAGGGUAGGGACUGCAUGGCUCCGCCACACUCCUCUCCUCAACUCACACCCUCCCUGCGAUCCGGCACGAGAGGAAUGACAGAUGACAAAAUUUACGAAAAAAAAUAAUAUUCUAAUGCAAAAUUUACGUACAUACAAGCACUGAAUGAUACAGCGUGUGUUGGCUCGCGAGUCAGGCUAUGAUGCAAUAGCACGGGCCAUUUAAAUAUGGCUUCCAGGGGUGAGGGGCUUUAAUUUUACGAAAACAAACCUCACCACAUGACAAUUUUGGCUAUCCCGGCCAUGCUGAGCGAAAAAAACGUAUUUGUCCGAUUUUAAAUAUAUUCGUAAAAAAAAUACCCUUAGUCGCCCCCCUUAAACAUUUAUGAUUCCAGUUUUCAGCAGCUUGGCCACAAGUUGAUGAUGUCAAGCCAGCUGAUGAAACAGUUGUGAGUGAAACCAUCACAUGUGAUAACUUUGUGUGUGCUCCACCUCUCACUCCUGCCAGUGUAGCCCACUGCCAUCUACUAAGUGUGGUAUUUCGUCCAAGGCCUCUCCAACUACUAGAAGGAGCAAUGGGGACGAUGAGGACAAAGAUGAGCUUCAGAAUAGAAGAAAAAAUGAGCCAAAAUCCAAGGAUCGUGUUGGAAAGAAAUUUGGUAAACUUUCAGCAAAGGUCAUCCACCAAUUCUGAAUUCCGAAUUUCUUUGAUCUCCAUCCCCCAUUCAGUGUGGUGCCCAGAAGGGGCAGGUACUAGUAGCCUGGUGGCACUCCCACCUCCACCCUGGCCCUGGCACCCACCCAAUCCCCUCCACCACCAUCCUGCCCUCUCCUCCCAUGAACAGCAAAAGGUGAGACUCAUUCACAUUGCUGGUUGCAUUAUUAACCCGUUCCAUCUGUGAUGCAGACGUCAGCGUCACAGUAUUGGAAAGGGUCAAGAGGAAAUGGAAGAGGAUUAAUCCCCUUCUAAACCUCUCAAUCCUCCUCUAAAUUCGUCUUAAUCCUCUUCCAUUUUCUCUUAAGAGGUUUAGAAGAGGAUUAAGAGAAAAUGGAAGAGGAUUAAGAGGCUUAGAAGAGGACUAACCCUUACCAUACGGUGACGCCGUCGGACGCCAGUGUCUGUGUCGCCGGAGUGAAGGGGUUAACACCCUCAACCGCCUCAUCAUUACUAUCACUCACCAUUGGACACACAAGAUGAAUGGUGGUGACCCAUGCCUAAAACUCACCCCCAAAACCAGUAAUCUCUGCGAGGCAGAUGGGGCAAUGAGAGCAGUAGCUGCUGCAGGCGGGGUGGCAGUCUUCCAAUGCUGCUUACCUGCGAGGGCUCAAGUGCUCAUUCCCUCCUCACCUCCAUGCACCCUGAGGACAAAACUCUCACCCUUGGUGAGCCCUGAUUUGCUUGCUAAUGACUUGUGACAUUUGUCUUGCAGAAGUCACUAGCUUUGGUGACAUACCAAAGAGUUAGGCUGCUCUUACACUAUCCAGUCGCUCACCGUAUCCAUCAACAGUUCAGUGAUAGUCUGGAAUCAUGAGCCUUUCACACUAUCCAGCUUCUCGCCGUAGACAGCCUCCCUGCCUAGAUAGAAUUUCACCAGCUUGUUCCUUGCAAUGGAAGAUGGAUCACAGGCAGCAUCUGAAAGUUCUUUACUUCUUGCAUAUGGGGAAGAGGAAAAGGCAGUGCAGAAUCCACUGGAUACAACCUCUCAAUGAACAAAGAGAUACUCAGGAAGCAUGAGAAAGGAUGAUGUUAAAUUCUUCAACUACUUUCAUAUGUCCAUGAAGUGUUUUGAUGUCCAUGAAGUGUUUUGAUAGAGCCUAUAUGAUAACAUCAAAUUGUACAGUACACUUCCCUUCAUGGUGAGGCAGCCAGAUUCAACUCUUGUAAUCCUCUAGCAUCUUGUUCCAAGUAUUGAUCGCUUUUCAACAAGAGAUAUGAGUUGGUCAAAGUCUAUACUGUCCUCAAUCUCCAUGCUGAUGGCAAAUAAAUCAGUGGAAUAGUGUGGGAUAGCUAGUGCCAUGGGAGUAUGCAGUGCAGUGAGGCAUCUGGUAUGCAUCUGGCACUGGGAUGCUAGCCUCACAUGCAUGUGCCAUGUGAAAGGCUCCAUAUGAAUAUUCAAUCAACUAAAGCUCAUAGCGCCGGAGUGCAUGGGGCCAUAGGUGAGGAACCAUAUAACGUGAAGCUGCUGUUAAAGUUAAACCUUUUGGGGCAAAUCCUCUACACAGACCAUUGCCAUUCAUCCAAGUAUCCGACAGUGACUGAUGGUUACGAUGAGGUAACAUAGGAUGUUGAUGAAGCACUCAACAAGGUGAAUGAGCCUGACUUGCUGUUAAUGGGAGAAAAGAGAGGAGGGACAGCAGGGGAAAAUAGGCUGGUGCACAAAGAGAUGGGAGCAACAGUGGGAGCGCCACUUUGUGGCCAGCACUCGCCUCUCCCACACAAUACGCCAAAGGACAAAGAUCAAAGACAUUAUUGUUGCUCAUGCAGACGAGUGGAAGGAAGGUGAAACACAAACUGCAUCCAAGCUGUAUAUUGAUCCCCACACACAAUUAAGGAGGUGUCACACUGGCUGUUUUCCUCCAACCAUUGGGACUAUGGGCAACUGUGGUUGUCCGUACACCCAACCGGGAGCGAGUUGUCGGUUGUCAGUACGAGCAACUGCGUGGCUGUAUGUAAACAAACAAAUGACGGCAGUGGCUGAGGAGUGAGAAGCAGUGGAAGAUGGCCUACCAAGAGACUUCUAAAAGUGGACUGAGAGCUGUUUUGUUUACUACCUAUUUAAUUGAGAAGAUAAGAGAACACCCCAUGCUGUGGGAGCACAGUUCAAAUAACUUUUUUUCUCCAUUCUAUGAAAAUUGUAGGACUCCCAGUCUUCACAACACAGUUCUCUGACGAUUUUUUAUUUUAUUUUUAUUUUUUUAUUUUUUUUACAACAAAGGAGGCAGCUCAAAGGCACAAAAAAAAGGAAACAAUAAUAAAAAAAAAGCCCGCUACUCACUGCUCCUAAAAAAGAAUCAGAAGAGGUGGCCGAAAGAGAGGUCAAUUUCGGGAGGAGAGGUGUCCUGAUACCCUUCUCUUGAAAGAGUUCAAGUCGUAGGCAGGAGGAAAUACAGAUGAAGGAAGAUUGUUCCAGAGUUUACCAGCGUGAGGGAUAAAAGAGUGAAGAUGCUGGUUAACUCUUGCAUAAGGGGUUUGGACAGUAUAGGGAUGAGCAUGAGUAGAAAGUCGUGUGCAUCGGGGCCGCGGGAGGGGGGGAGGUAUGCAGUUAGUAAGUUCAGAAGAGCAGUCAGUGUGGAAACAUCGAUAGAAGAUAGAAAGAGAGGCAACAUUGCGAUGGAAUUUAAGAGGUAGAAGACUAUCAGUAGGAGGAGGAGAGCUGAUGAGACGAAGAGCCUUAGACUCCACUCUGUCCAGAAGAGCUGUGUGAGUGGAGCCCCCCCAACACGUGAGAUGCAUACUCCAUACGAGGGUGGACAAGGCCCUUGUAUAGGAUACCAACUGCGUGGGGGAGAAGAACUGGCGGAGACGAUACAGAACGCCCAAGCUCGAGGAAGCUGAUUUAGCAAGAGAGGAGAUGUGAAGUUUCCAGUUGAGAUUUUGAGUAAAGGAUAGACCGAGGAUGUUUAGUGUUGAAGAUGGUGAUAGCUGAGUGUUGUCAAAGAAUAGGGGAUAGGUGUUUGGAAGAUUGUGUCGAGUUGAUAGGUGGAGAAAUUGAGUUUUUGAGGCAUUGAAGGACACAAGGUUCCUUCUGCCCCAAUCGGAAAUGAUAGCAAGGUCUGAGGUUAAGCGUUCUGCAGCCUCCAGUCUGGAGUCGUGUACUUCCUGUUGAGAGGGUCUUCUAUUGAAAGAAGUUGAAUAAUGCAGAGUGGAGUCGUCGGCGUAUGAGUGGACAGGACAGUUUGUUAUGGAAAGAAGAUCAUUGAUGAAUAACAGGAAGAGAGUGGGUGAUAGGACAGAGCCCUGUGGAACACCACUGUUGAUAGGUUUAGGGGAAGAACAGUGACCGUCUACCACCGCAGAGAUAGAACGGCCGGAAAGGAAACUGGAGGUAAAGGAACAGAGAGAGGGAUAGAAUCCGGAAGAGGGCAGUUUAGAAAGCAAAGACUUUUGCCAGACUCUAUCGAAGAGAGCAAGAAGAUCGCCAGUAGAACGCCCCUUGCGGAACCCAUGCUGGCGAUCAGAUAGAAGGUUAGAAGUGGAAAGGUGCUUUUGAAUCUUCCGGUUAAGGAUUGAUUCAAAAGCUUUAGAUAGACAGGAAAGUAAAGCUAUAGGGCGGUAGUUUGAGGGAUUGGAACGGUCACCCUUCUUAGGCACAGGCUGUACAAAGGCAUACUUCCAGCAGGAAGGAAAGGUAGAUGUUGAUAGGCAGAGACGAAAGAGUUUGACCAGGCAGGGUGUCAGCACGGAAGCACAGUUUUUAAGGACAAUAGGAGGCACUCCAUCAGGUCCAUAAGCCUUCUGAGAGUUGAGGCCAGAGAGGGCAUAGAAAACAUCAUUUGGAAGAACCUUAAUAACAGGCAUAAAGAAGUCAGAGGGGGGAUGAGUAGGAGGAAUAUGCCCAGAAUCGUCCAAGGUGGAGUUCUUUCAGAAAGUUUGAGUGAAGAGUUCAGCCUUAGAGACAGAUGAGACGGCAGUGCUGCCGUCAGGGUUAAGGAGAGGAGGGAAAGAGGAAGAAGUGAAAUUGGAGAUAUUUUUGGCUAGAUGCCAGAAGUCAUGGGAAGAAUUAGAAGAAGCAAGGUGUUGACAUUUUCUAUUGAUAAAAGAAGUUUUGGUAAGUCAGAGAAUAGAUUUGGCACGAUUCCGGGCUGAAAUGUAAAGGUCAUGGUUAGCGGGAGUUCGAAGGCUCUGGAACCUUUUGUGAGCUGCCUCUCUAUCUUUAAUAGCACGAGAACAAGCAUGAUUAAACCAAGGCUUUUUAGCAUGAGGAGUAGAGAAAGAAAGUGGAAUGUAGGCCUCCAUUCCAGAGACAGUCACUUCUGAGAUGUGCUGGGCACACACAGAAGGGUCUCUCUCCUGGAAGCAGUAAUCAUUCCAUGGGAAAUCGGAAAAGUACAUCCUCAGAUCGUCCCACCGAGCUGAAGCAAAAUGCCAGAAGCAUCGCCACUUCGGUGGGUCCAGAGAAUGUACAGGAGCGAUAGGACAGGAAACAGAAAUAAGGUUAUAAUUGGAGGAGCCCAAUGGAGAGAACAGUUUGACAGAGUAAGCAGAAGGAUUAGAGGUAAGGAAGAGAUCUAGAAUGUUGGGCCUGUCUCCAAGACGGUCGGGAAUACGUGUAGGGUGCUGAACCAACUACUCUAGGUCGUUGAGGAGAGCAAAGUUGUAGGCUUGUUCACCAGGCUGGUCAGUGAAAGAGGAUGAAAGCCAAAGCUGGUGGUGAACACUGAAAUCUCCCAAGAUGGAGAUUUCAGCGAAGGGAGAGUGAGUCAAGAUGUGCUCCACUUUAGAAUUCAAAUAGUCAAAGAAUUUUACAUAGUUAGUAGAGUUAGGUGAGAGAUAAACAGCACAGAUGUAUUUAGUAAUAGAAUAACAAUGAAGUCUUAGCUAGAUGGUGGAAAAUUCAGAAGAGUCUAUGUCGUAGGCAUGAGAGCAAGUGAUGUCGUUGCGCACGUAGGCGCAACAUCCAGCUUUGGAUUGAAAUUUAGGAUAGAGAUAGUAGGGGGGAACAGAGUAGAUGUUGCUGUCAGUAGCCUCAGAAACCUGUGUUUCGGUGAGGAAGAGAAAAUGAGGUUUAGAGAAGGAGAGAUGGUGUUCCACAGAAUGAAAAUUAGAACGAAGACCGCGAAUGUUGCAAAAAUUGAUAAAGAGGAGGUUCGAGGAGUUAUCAGGACACCUUUCAAGUCGGCAGCCAGAAGGGGAGUUCUCCCUGUGGGAAUUUAUGGUCCCCCCCCCCAGGCGGGGACUCCGAGGCAGUGCUGUUUUUCGCCAUAUUGAAUUUUGAAUUUUGGGAAAAGGUGUGUGUUGUGUGAAUGUAGUGUGGUGUAGAAAGAGAGAGGAACUGUCUUUUGAGAGCAUGCUGAACUGCUCUCUGGUGUUGAUGAGACAAAAGGGAAACGGUUAGUGAGGACAUGGGAAGGGUCUUUGAAGGGCUUCAGCACCCUCCUCACUUCCCAUAUAUCCUCACCAGGAGUAGCUCAUGCCCGUUCGGUAGGUGUCUUCCUACCUCCUCCUACUAGUAAGCACCCUUGUUCUCCUGUCUUUGAAGCCUUGAUCGUGCCCACAAUCGCUUCUUCCUUCCAUUUAAUUGCAGCAGUAAGUUUAUAACUUGGGCAACGGCAGCACAAGCCGCAACACCCCUUACAUUAGCAGAUGGUGCCAUGUUGAUACAGGGUGACUGCUUUGUUUACGUUGUGGAUAAUACGGGUAGCUGACCUUGGUCAUGUGUGAUGCAGACCCGGAAAAAUUAGAGUUGCUGGUUUCCCGUACCGCCAACGCUGUUGGAGGAAAAAGGCCCAGUGUGACACCAGCUUUGGGUAGCAGGAACAAAUGGGGGUGGCAGGACCAAGCGGUGUUGGCAGGAACAAGGUGGUGGUAGCAGAUGCAGAAGUAGAGUGGUGCUUGGCUAGUUCCAUGAAGUGAUGCAAACUUCACAACAGCUAGCAGUUCCUUCCUUGUGAUGCAAUAGUUCCUCUCAUGUGAACUAAAUUUUUGGCUGUAGAAGGCUACCACAUACUCCUAACAGUCUUUUUCCUGAGAGAGCACCGUCCCAAUGCCCUCGUUGCUCGUGUCACAGUCCCCCCCCCAAAAAAAAAGUACAAUUUCCCCAUAGAAAUAUAUAGACUACACUUGGAAUGAAAUAGAAGAACUGGUGGAGGCAGAAUGUAGACACAUGGACAAAUAUAGAUAUGGAAGCAGGAGAGCACGAGCUUAACUCAGACCCUAUAUACUACAACUAGGUAAACACACAUACAUGUGUGUGUUUGUCACUCAGCCGAUCCACGUGUUUAUGUGGGCGUAGUUAGCUUUUUUUUUUUUUUUUUUUUCUACGGCCUAUAGCACUGAUAGGCUUUCUUUAGGGGCCUGGUGGUUGGCCCAACCCAGUCAUGUGUUUAAAGUGGUGCCAUCUAUUCUUGGCUCAUGCUUAGGGUGACCACCCGUCCCUUAACCCUUUCGCGCCGGAUGUUCAAAAAGCCCGCCUGGCUGAUAUACGGCAUGCACGGCCGCAUGCGGGAAACCUGAGCCGGCAUGUAUCUGCUUGUCGCCUCCGUAUAUUAUGCUGCUAAAAGCCCUCAUUACAUGUAUCCCGUAUUUGCAAAGCAGCACAUACGACGAGUCAACAUAUACCUGCUAUGCAUAAUAUAAAUUGUGUCAACGCGAAAUAAAAAAAAAAGCGAAAUAAAGAAAGGGGAGAAAGGGGCAAGGGGGAAAGAAAUAGAGAAAGCAGAUGAUUGUGUAGAGGAGGAAGAAUGUCGAGAAAUUAUCAGCAAAUACAACUCUGUUAUUAUCAGUCAGAGAGCUGCCAGAUACUCCUUUGUCAUCACAGACAAUGUAUGUGUGUACGUGUGUGUGUGAGAGAGAGAGAGAGAGAGAGAGAGAGAGAGAGAGAGAGAGAGAGAUAGGCAAGGAGUGGUGGUGUUGGCAUCUUGGUGUCUGAGAGAGAGAGAGAGAGAGAGAGAGAGAGAGAGAGAGAGAGAGAGAGAGAGAGAGAGAGAGAGGUGGGCGAGACGCACAGUUGCCGGAUUAUCGUACUCAGAGCCUCGUAUUUACCUAUUUCUGAGCCAUAGCAAUUGUCAAAAGACACCAAUAAUUAAUUAUUUUAUCGAUACCUAUUUAUAUAGGCAGUUAUUGGGGUCGAGGAGGCAGUUUUUGGGUCUGAAAUCAGCAAAAAUAGGAGGCUGAAUACGGCAAUCUGGCAACGUUGGCGAGACGUGAUGGUGUCGGCACCUCGGUGUCUGAGAGAGAGAGAGAGAGAGAGAGAGAGAGAGAGAGAGAGAGAGAGAGAGAGAGAGAGAGAGAGAGACUUCCUAAUUUUAGACACAAGGCGGGAAGAAGGCGGUGCAUACUGUAGCUAUUUUUUUGUGAUUGGUGGGAACAAGGAUGGUGGGAGGAGCAAUAGGAUUUCAAGGACAGCAUACGGCGUCUUUACUUAGUAACCAACACAAAGUACGGGACAACUCAAUAGAAGAAGAAACAGAAUAGAAAUAUGACGCCUACGUAGGCGUCAUCGUAUUGAAAGGGUUAAAAUACGGAACCAUUUCAUAUUGGAGAAUGAAAUGGUGCGUUCCAUUUUGAACCAAUACGAAACGGCAUUUGUUCCGUAUUUGUCUGUCUGAAUGGGCAAAGGAGAUAAAAUUCAGCAUUUUAAAGCUUUAGGCUGCGUUUACACCAAGUGAGUCGCAUCGCGUUGCAUCAUGACGUAUCAUGAAUCGCCACCCCAGUUAUAACACUGACUUAUAUGGGUUUUUGAAAUAAACCAUUUACACCGGAUGUGUCGUGUCACGUCACGUUGCGCCGCAUCGCGUCGCGUCACGUCGAGUCACAUAUAGGGCUGGACCUAUUUUUGAUGUCAGUCACAGCAAGUCUGCCGUGGUGUGUUCAAGCAUGCUGGUGGAACUCCUAAUCAACUUAGUUCAAGAGCCCCCAGCUAUAUAUGAUUCCAGUGACCCUAACCACCGGGAUCGUGAUGUCUUUGCUGCUUUAUGGAAAUAAGUUUUCAGUUUUACGUAUCAUCCUGAAGCAUGCACACCACUCACUCAACCAUUCAUACAUAUGUACAUACAAUGCACACAGUGUUAAGACUGGGGCCUAUCACAAAGCUAUGUUAGUAGGACAAGGGACAAGGGGGAGUGGGUAUAUUCAUAUACUUAAUAUGUAUAUUUUCAAUAUUUGUAAAUAACAAUGUACACCUUUCAUAUAGCAUCCGUUACGUUUAAUCAUACUCAAGCAUACACCAAGAAAUUAUACACGUCACCAAAAACAUGAAGUAAAUCAUAACACGCUGAUCCCUUCUGGGAGGAAAGCGGCUCACGAACACCAACUUAAGUAUGAUAAAAAAAAAAGAUAAAAAAAAGAAAACAGAAGAAAAACAACAGCAAGAAAAGAACUAAAAAGAAAAGAAAAAGAAAAGGAUUUGAAAAAUGCCAAUAGAAAAUAAAAGAAAAAGAGUAAAAGACCAAUGGAAAACAAAAUAAAUAAGAUAAAUUAAUAAAAAAAGAAAAAAAAAAGAAAACAUGCAUCCAUUCUCCAUGAAAUCAAAUGGGUGAUUGAGUACUGACUUGACUCAUGUUGAUGCAGUCGGUGUAAACGGAAUUGCGUCAAUAUGAAUCGCCUAAAAUGACUUGACGUGACUCGACUCGACACGACUCGCUUGGUGUAAACGCGGCCUUAGUGAUGGCCUUUUUCGGUUAAUCUAAAAAAUCAGGCUGUAAAAGUAUGUGUUUGUCAAGGGUCGUCCUGAAAUACAUGUACAGUACAUGAACCCCCUUCCUCCUGCCUCCACAAGCAGCAGGCAACAGCUGUCAAGGCAGGGCAGGCUACAGAAAUUUUAGGCUUGCCACCUCUCCUUUAAAAUACAGAUUCAUUCCGUAUUGGAGAGCGAGAUGUUCCUUAUUUUUCUGAUCUCAAGGUGGCAACCCUACGAGUCAUGUUGCACCCCUGGGGCUCAUUCUUGAUUCAUUUGGACAGUUCUUCUAGGGUCCGGGUUGAUAGGUGGUCUUCAUUACAGCAUGUAGGUAGUCUUAGGUGACUGAAAAAUUCUAGGUGGUAGCGGCGAAUUCGAACCCACAUCGUACAGGACGCGGUGAAUGCAGGGCCCACAUGCUAACCACUCAGCCACUGCCUCCCCCUUGGACAGCGCAUGUGCAGUUGAUGCGAGAAUUCCAGCACAGAGUGGAAACCUGGGCACACUACACCGGGGAGAGUGACUAAUGAGGUCCGCUGGGCUCCAAGGGCUAUGUUGUAAUCAUAAGACUGGACCUGGCAGUUUUGGUUUGCUCUUGGACUUUUUCUUUCAAAAUAAUAUUACACCACACUCAGCCCUCUAACACCAGGCUGAAACGCACACCUCCAGGCAGGCAGGCGGCGUAGAUAACACGGGGUAUAGUCCAUUUCAUUCGGGAGGCCCUGCUCGCAGCUGAGCCCAACUUUGCAUCCGAGGUCUCUGAUUGACCCGUGAGCCAGCGCGUCUGUAAUUGGUCCGUCGCUUCGUCCUCCCUCUUGAACUUGAAGUCCAGAGUCACCCAGUGGUCCACUGACAGUGUAGUGGCUGUAGCCUUUAGAUCAGCGUUCUCCCGUGCAAU
Molecule: messenger RNA, 15346 nt
Organism: Eriocheir sinensis (Chinese mitten crab)
Lineage: Eukaryota; Metazoa; Arthropoda; Malacostraca; Decapoda; Varunidae
Exons: 4
Coding region: 1089-3653 (854 amino acids)
Source: RefSeq, a predicted model, not a curated record